GUCCUUACUCGGAAAGGUUUUUGUUUUGUUGAUGUUCGCUUUCUGUAGUGUUUUUUUUUUUGCAUUAUGCAGGAGUUGGGCUGCAUUUUGGAUUAAUGUAUUGAAUUAACAACCUGUUUGCUACGAUAGUGUGCCGUAGCCGCUUCUGGUAAGAUUCGUUUGUCUAUUUUUUUAUUACUCCCAGUGAGUGAAAUUGAUCCUGAUGGCGAAUGACCGACUGCGAGCUUUGGAAGAGGUGGAGAAUCAAAUUGCAACGAUUCUGCAGUGCGCUGGCAACAUUGUGUUGGAGCUGUCUAAAGACAAGCACAACGCCAGUUUCCUGGACAGACAGCUCAGCCAGUUUACUGGAUCCGUCAACAGAGUGGAGACUGAGCUCAGCUCACAGAUCAGAUACCUCACACAGGUUGCCACAGGCCAGCCCCACGAAGGCUCCACAUACUCAGCCAGGAAAGACUGUCAGAUGGCCUUGAACCGAGCAGAAUAUGCCAGGGUCAAACUGGGAGAGCUGGGACGCACCUGCGAAGUCAUGCUGGAUCCACAACCCUGAGAGAGCACACAUGGUCGGCACUCGGCAGAGCGCAGUAGGUGGAUGUUUCCAUCGCUUGCUGUCACCAUGGUGUUUUAGGACCACCUGCCGAAGAGAGGUGGGGACUGAAAUACUUUUAUUUUAUUUUUGUAUGAUAUCAGUCAAAUGUAUCUGGCAAUGUUCUGUAAUAAAGUUAGUGUUUCAUUA
Coregonus clupeaformis (lake whitefish) is the source of this 733-nucleotide messenger RNA. RefSeq names its product mediator of RNA polymerase II transcription subunit 11. The record is from RefSeq and is a predicted model, not a curated record. Gene Ontology annotation, biological process: regulation of transcription by RNA polymerase II. The transcript has 3 exons. Gene Ontology annotation, cellular component: mediator complex. The coding region runs from base 203 to 547 and encodes 114 amino acids. Lineage: Eukaryota; Metazoa; Chordata; Actinopteri; Salmoniformes; Salmonidae. Gene Ontology annotation, molecular function: transcription coregulator activity.